CAGUUUGCGGCAGGUUCCGAAAGGCGCAAACUUUAAUGUUGCAACUAAGUGCAAACAAAGUCGUGACGCCUGAACCGCGAAUUUGGUGUUAUUCGACCUCAAAAGUUUCGCCGACCUCCUCAAGACCUGCUCUCUUUGAAAAUGGCGGCCACCACCCUACCCAAGGAAAUCUCCAAACUCGGCUCAGAGGUCAAACUUUUCGGAAAGUGGGAUGCUCAAGAUGUCGAAGUCAAGGAUAUCUCCCUGACGGAUUACAUUCAAGUCCGCCAUGCCGUCUACCUUCCUCAUACUGCUGGACGAUACGCCAAAAAGCAAUUCAAGAAGGCUCAAAUGCCUAUUGUUGAGCGAUUGGUGGACAGUUUGAUGAUGAACGGUCGCAACAACGGCAAAAAAGUCAUGGCCGUCCGAAUUGUCGCUCAUGCAUUUGAGAUCAUCCACCUUCUUACGGACCAGAACCCCAUCCAGGUUCUCGUCGAUGCUAUUGUCAACACUGGUCCUCGCGAGGACUCAACUCGUAUCGGUUCCCAGGGUACCGUACGUCGCCAGGCCGUUGAUGUGUCCCCUCUGCGACGGGUGAACCAAGCCAUCUCCCUUCUCACUAUUGGCACGCGUGAAUCUGCUUUCCGCAACGUCAAGUCUAUUGCGGAAUGCUUGGCCGAUGAACUUAUCAAUGCAGGCCAAGGGUUCCUCAAACUCAUACGCCAUCAAGCAUAUGAUCAGAAAAAGGAUGAGCUUGAACGUGUCGCCAAAUCCAAUCGGUGA
Molecule: messenger RNA, 762 nt
Organism: Desarmillaria tabescens
Lineage: Eukaryota; Fungi; Basidiomycota; Agaricomycetes; Agaricales; Physalacriaceae
Product: 40s ribosomal protein s5-1
Exons: 6
Coding region: 142-762 (206 amino acids)
Biological process (GO): translation; ribosomal small subunit assembly
Cellular component (GO): ribosome; cytosolic small ribosomal subunit
Molecular function (GO): structural constituent of ribosome; mRNA binding; rRNA binding
Source: RefSeq, a predicted model, not a curated record